This is a messenger RNA of Polyodon spathula (Mississippi paddlefish), 3529 nucleotides long. Its product is annotated as deleted in lung and esophageal cancer protein 1-like. Bases 287 to 2950 code for a protein of 887 amino acids. The record is from RefSeq and is a predicted model, not a curated record. NCBI's taxonomy places the organism in Eukaryota, Metazoa, Chordata, Actinopteri, Acipenseriformes, Polyodontidae. Gene Ontology annotation, biological process: negative regulation of cell population proliferation. The transcript is spliced from 22 exons.
GUGCCCCAGUGACCAGCCAGAGGUGUCCCAGUUCGUGAUCGACCCCUGCAGUGGAGUGCUGCCCCCUCUGGGCACCUGUAGUGUUUCAAUCCUUUUCACCCCCUCCAAGUGUCAGCAUUUCCAGACGGUUCUGCAGCUGAGUGUGGAAAAUGGAGCAGGAUGUCACCUAGCUGUUCAGGCUGACAUCCAGAAGCCCCAGGUGUGCCUGCAAAGCUGUGAGCUGGUGUUCAAAGAGAUCUAUGUGGGCGUGCCAGUGUGGGGCACUGUGAAUCUGCUGAACCAGACCAUGCUGCCAGCCAAGUACUCCUGGGGAGAGUUACUAGGGAAACAGGCAUCCCAGUGCUCGGCCACCGUCUUCCCAUCCAGUGGGAUUGUGGGUCCUAAAGAAACAGUGCAGAUGAGUGUGGAGUUCACAGUUCACACUGAGAGUGAACUGACAGACGCUGCUCUAUUGUGUUCAGUGACCAGCAUGGAAGAGCCUCUUGUUCUGGAAAUUUUUGCAAAAGCCAGCGGUCUCCACGUCACGUUCUCUGUACCAUCUGACAGCCCUGAACUGGAGUGUCAGGAUCCUUCUAAACUGCUGUUAGAUUUUGGAACCCAGCUGUUAAACAGCAAGGUGAAACAGCAGCUGAUAAUCACGAACCACACAGCGAUCCCCGCCCCAUUCUCAGUGGAGGCAGAGUAUUUCUGUGGGUGCCUCCCCACACCACCAGCAGACUCAGCCGGGAGCUCUCGCAUUGCACUCAGGACCUCUCUAGUGAGAAAACCAUUAAGUAAUAUCCUUGCAAGCAAAGUGGAAAGCAGAAGACAGCAGGAGCUUGAGGCUGCUUUACUCUCCCAUGGAAAGGGAGCUGUGUUCUUUAUUGAGCCGUCUACCGGGACUCUGGGUCCAUUCCAGAAGCAGACCAUAGAGAUCACUGCAAUCGCCAACAUGUGGGGAGAAUACUGGGAUAAUCUCAUCUGCAGGGCAGGGGAGCUGGAUCCUGUGACCAUCCCAGUGCAGAUCUCUGUGAAGGGCUGCCCGCUCUACUUCCAGAUGACGGGGCCACAGAGGGACAGUCACAGCCAUGGGCCAAUACUGAGGUUCGGGACUCAUAUAUCUGGAGGAGACACCGUCUCACGAUCUUUAAGAAUCAACAACCCAAGCCCUUACACUAUCCGCAUGGACUGGGAGACUUUGAACCAGGAGAAGGGGGACUCGAAACUCGUGGAUCUGCUGGUCUCGUACGGCGAUGCCUUCCCUCUGAAAGAUGCAGACGGGAACGAGGUCAUCGGAGGGAGAGUUGGUUCCUGCGAGAGCAGGAAGCAGAAGUGGGACUGGGACACCCUGCCCAGCACUGCAGGGACCUCCUCCUCUUCAAUGAGGACUGACUGUGAGGAGGAGGAGGAGGAGGAGGAGGAGGGAGAGGAAGAUGAGCUCGAGGAUGUAAAUAAAGCUCCGUUGAAGAAGAUAAUCUCUGUCAACCUGCAAGCUCAUGAGGGCACCGUCUCUGACUAUCCCUACUGCAUCACUCCCAGACAGAUAAACCAGCACGCAGAGCCUGUUACUGCAGCCAGAACCAGAACCAGCACGCAGAGCCUGUUACUGCAGCCGGAACCAGAACCAGCACGCAGAGCCUGUUACUGCAGCCGGAACCAGAACCAGCACGCAGAGCCUGUUACUGCAGCCGGAACCAGAACCAGCACGCAGAGCCUGUUACUGCAGCCGGAACCAGAACCAGCACGCAGAGCCUGUUACUGCAGCCGGAACCAGAACCAGCACGCAGCCUGUUACUGCAGCCGGAACCAGAACCAGCAUGCAGAGGCUGUUAUCAGCUGGGAGAACUCCUCAAAUGUUUUGGUGGUGGAUGGGAUUGAGAUGACAACUUUACUUGUUCACUUUCUUGUUCCAGGAGGGGGCAGUGCUACUCUACAUGUGUCCUUCACUCCCUUGACCCUGUCGGAGAUAGUGAGUGAAACCGAGUGUGCCGGAUUCGCCCUGGGCUUCCUGAGCCUGGACAGCAAGGUUGCUGGCUGCAUUCCUGGGAAGGUGGAGCGUGCACAAGGCUAUGAGCUGGAGCCCCUGAGGCUGGACCUUCAUGCCUUUGUGAAACCUGCCUUGUUAACACUGGAGCUUGAAGACGAGGAGGAGGAGGAGGAAGGGCUGGUGUUUUAUGCCUCCGCCAGUGAUCUGAUUCAAAGAGAUCCGCACACAAAGAUCCUGCUGCAAUCCGUGACGACUCGCAGGCUGAGGCUGCUCAACAGCACAGAGACGCCUCUGUACUUCAGGCUGCUGGUGCCGGAGCCCUUCAGCGUGUUACACGUGGAGCCCAGGGCCAGUAUGGAGACUUCACACAGUGACAGGGUGGAGGAGGGGGGGCUUGUCCUGCACCCCCAGCACAGCAUGCAGGUGACAGUGGCAUUCCAAACCUCUCUGACUCUGCUGACCUAUCAGAACCAGCCAGAGAAUCAGCUUCCUCGAGGGGCAGAGAUCAUCCAGUCUGAAAGAGGAGAAAGAAAACUGCGUUUCAGCCAGCAGCUCGUAGUGGAGUACAGCAACAAGAGUGCACAGCUCGUCCCGCUGUGUGCGCACCUCACAGUGCCAGUGCUGCAGCUCUCCUCCCACGUACUCGACUUUGGGACCUGCUACGUGGGACAGACCCGGGUUCAGGAAGUGUUCCUGUCAAACACAGGCGGCUCCAACAGCUACUGGACGGCUCUGAUAGACCAUGGCGAGACCCCUGGUGUAUUUGCAGUGUCUCCACACAGCGGGACUCUCGAUGCUCACAUCGUCCACGUCUCAGCCAGCAGAGUGGCGCUUCAGAUCAACUUCACUGCAGGAGACAGCACUGAAUAUAAAGCCAUGCUAACAGUCCACGGGAUGCUUGGUGAAGGGCCAGUUACAUUAGAGAUCAGGGGGAGAGGAUCACAUGAUGAAAGAUUUGAAUCCUUACUCACGGAUACCUGCUAAAGCAACAGAGAGGAAUUCACCGCAGUUCCAUUUCAGUGGGAUCGUAAUUACUAACCAGACCCUUGUGCCUACCUGAUUGAAGGCUGCUAUUUCAGUGACGACUACAGUGGGGGCAAUUCAUUCUUCUCUGUCUGUUACUACUGUAUUACAAUUGAAGGGAUUUGUAAUUGAACAUUUAUACUUUACAAUUCUGUUCUGUGACUUGUCAACUUUCUGUCAAGUGAUUUUAAUAUCCAUUAAACUUCAUUUAUACUUUAUACAUGGUGUUAUUAUUGUUUGCAGUUGCAAAUGAAAUUAAAUUGCCAGUAACUAAACAAUCUCUUGACGCCUGCCCAUUAAACAUCUCAAACUUAUCAUUCAUAGUGUUGGUAUUGUUACAAAAGGACAAACAAUUACAAUGCAAUCAAUUAUAUCAACAAACACCCUCUUCAGAUCUCCAUUGCUACAAAGUGCUAUUGGUCCCGGUAGUUAGAACUUGAUUGCACUCUGAACUAUACUUCCUGCGUCACUGUUAUUCUCGUCUUGUUCCCUUCGCUGUCCACAAACUUGGCGCUCACUGGAACGAUCGCCUGCACGAAC